AUCCCAUUUUCUGUUUCAUUAUUUCACACCUUGAUCCCACAAGGGAAGGAAUAGCAGGGACCAUGUCUACUGGUUCUCUUAGUGAUGUGGAAGAAUUCCAGGAGGUGGAAAUGUUGGACUGUGAUGGUAUCAAACUGGAUUCUAACAAGGAGUUUGGCAUAUCCAACGACAGCAAUGAGGAGAGCUCCACUUGUGAAAAUGGAUCCCCCAAAAAAGGUAGAGGGUCAUCAGGGAAGAGAAGGAAGACUGCUUCCAAGAAAAAUCAAUUAAGUGGUGUGAACCAGGAGGGCAAGCAGGUUCAGAGGAAUGCGGCAAAUGCCAGGGAGAGGGCAAGGAUGAGAGUGCUCAGCAAAGCCUUCUCUAGGCUCAAAACCACUUUACCCUGGGUACCUCCAGACACCAAGCUGUCCAAACUGGACACCCUUAGGCUGGCAUCUAGUUAUAUAGCUCAUCUAAGGCAAAUCCUAGCCAAUGACAAGUAUGAGAAUGGCUACAUCCAUCCUGUCAACCUGACAUGGCCUUUUAUGGUUGCUGGAAAACCUGAGAAUGAACUUAAAGAAGUGGUGAGCUCCAGCCGUUUGUGCGGUACAACAGCCUCAUGACCCUAGAGAGGCCUUCAAUUCUGGUGGUGGCAGAACAGCCCCAAAAGGAAGGAAUAAAUACAAACUGUAAAGACAAUGCAGUCUGUUUUCUAGAGGAGACCAAAUAUACAGCAACCUUCACUCUGACCAAAGACCCUUGCUAUAUUUAACGUUAUGGCAUUUGUACAUUUAUAGUCCUGCAGCCUUGCUGGUUCAAGAGCUCUCAAAACUCUAUAUACAAAUGUGUACAGUAUGUUGUUGGA
Messenger RNA from Bombina bombina (fire-bellied toad), 844 nucleotides. RefSeq names its product transcription factor 21 (gene TCF21). The coding region runs from base 63 to 602 and encodes 179 amino acids. Gene Ontology annotation, molecular function: protein dimerization activity; RNA polymerase II transcription regulatory region sequence-specific DNA binding; DNA-binding transcription factor activity, RNA polymerase II-specific. NCBI's taxonomy places the organism in Eukaryota, Metazoa, Chordata, Amphibia, Anura, Bombinatoridae. The transcript has 2 exons. The record is from RefSeq and is a predicted model, not a curated record. Gene Ontology annotation, biological process: regulation of transcription by RNA polymerase II; developmental process.